GUUUGAAGAAACCUGAACAGGGCAAGAUUAAAAAUGUAUCGUUUACGCAAUGGCCCAUGAAAUAGGUUGAAGCUUUGGCGAGAAGAAAAAGGGUCGCGUUAGAAUUAGAGGCGAAGGGUAGAGCGGCGGGACUUCAGAAUCUACCCCAGCAAAUGAAAUGGAAGAAUUUAACGAAACGUUGGAGGGGUUAGAGGGCAAAAUAGCGGAGUAUGAAAAGCAGCUAGCCUUGGUAAGAGAAGAAAUAAAAAAGUAUGAACAGGCCACAGGAGGAGGAGAAGAAGAUGAACAAAUUAAAAACCUGAGAAAGUUAGAAUGUGAUAUGCUGGAGGUCAUAAACUUGACUCUCGAUUUGAUAAAUUAUAAAAAGCAAAACGAAGCGGAAGGAGAUUCGCUUGAACCGAGCCUGGAGAAAGAACCCGAGGAGGAUGCAAAUGAAGGUGUCCCAAGUGAAGCAAGCGCUUUCAUUGGGAGAACAUGUAGCUUCAUCUAUGAAAGCAAAAAAGUCUAUGGACUGAUUCAAAACGUCGUUAAAGAAAAUGAUAUAGAACAACUGCUAAUAAAUAUAUUUGAAAAUAAUGAGCAGAUCAUGAUCCCCCCCAAGUAUGUCCUCCUGAACGAGGUACUGACCGAGUCUGCGCUCGCAGAGAACACCCAGUUCCAGGCCCUCUACAAGAAGGACGGCCUCUGGUACGAUUGCAUCGUCUCGAAGCCCAUGGGUGACUCCUUCCUCGUCAACUACAUCGGAUACAACACCAGCGAGUACGUAAAGAACGACCAAGUCAGAAUUAAGAAAAAAAAAAAAGUGAAAGAAAUAGUCACCCCCGCAGGAUAUAAAAUUCCUGAAAAUUUAAUCGUAAAGGAAAACGACUCUUUAAAAGUUCAAAUGAGGAAAAAGAAAAAAAGAAUAGCUCUCAAAAAAAAACAAAAAAGUGAAUUGAUAAAUAAAGAGUAUACAAAUAAAACGCAGCAGUGGAGGUCCUUUCACGAAAAGGCUAUCAGCAAAAGUAAGCACCUUCUCGUGGCCCAUAAGAAGGUGGAAAAUAUUGAAUACAAAAACACCCCCUCUAGUUUCACCAUCAGGAGGAAGUUCGACUGUCAUGAUAAUGAGGACUGACUUCAUUACCUGAGGUGGGGGGACAUUGCAACACCCACGUGUAAAAUAUUGGCCUUUCUGAAUGGCUCUCUCCCACCAACACUCUUUGUGGUAUUUUAUCCCGCAAUUCUUUACUUCCGUGGAGGAAAAACCCAAAAAAGGAGUUUCCU
This is a messenger RNA of Plasmodium coatneyi, 1263 nucleotides long. RefSeq lists its product as uncharacterized. NCBI's taxonomy places the organism in Eukaryota, Apicomplexa, Aconoidasida, Haemosporida, Plasmodiidae. The record is from RefSeq and is a predicted model, not a curated record. The transcript has 5 exons. Bases 158 to 1114 code for a protein of 318 amino acids.